CCGACGUGGUUUGGUCAAGUCGCAACGCGCAAUCCCUCCUCCCUCGCCCUCAUCUCGUCAUCUCCCUAACCCUCCAAACCCUAGAGACGCGCCGCCGCCGCCGCCGCCGCGGCACCACCGACACCCGGAGCGAGAUGAGGCCGCGCGGCAGGGGCGACGACGUCGACGAUGACGACGACGAGGACGAGUACGAGGACAUCACGCCGCCGCGGAGUACGCCGGAGCCCGAGGCCGACCCCGCCCCCGCGCCCGCGCCCUCGCCUUCGCCUUCGCCCGCCCCCGCCCCCGCGCCGCCGCAGCCUGCGCGGGCCCCGCUUAGCAGCCUCGUUGUCAAGCCGCCUUCGCCGCAAGAGAACGGCGGUGGGUCGUCCCCACCCUCUCCCGCCGCCCGCGCGGCCCGCUCGCCCUCGCCCGGGGGCGGCGGUAGCUACCGCGCCCGCGGGGCCUCGCCCCCGCGGCACCGGCGGGAGUUCUCGCCGCCGCGACCCCGAGGCUGGGAGCGGCGCCGGUCUCCGCCGCCGCCGCCGGAGAGGCGGCGUCCUGGGAGCCCCCCUCCCCAGCGCCGCCGCUUCAGCCCCCCGCCCCGGUUCCAGCCUCCGCGGCACCCGCGCUUCCACAACGAGCAACCAGGAUAUGGAAUGCAUGGAGGCCCUUCGCCACCACGCCCACGCAGACCAGAAGCCAGCAAAUUUGAUGAUGCUGUUGGCCCACGUUACACCCAUGGUUAUCAAGGGGGUGGUAGAGGAAGUGCGAGGUUCCGAGAGGGUUCUCCGCCAUACGGAAGAGGCAGAUCUUACGGGAGAGGCUUUGGUGCUCCUCCUGGAAAAGAUUUCAUUAAUAUUGAUGGAGAAUAUGUUCACAGGAAUGAUCCAAAUUUGUCACCAAGAGAAGGUGAUUGGAUAUGCCAGAAUCCAAAUUGUGGAAAUCUCAAUUUUGCUCGGCGCACACACUGUAACAACUGCAAUAAGUUCCGCUAUUCAGCACGUGAAGCAUAUGAACCUAGGCGCAGCCCUCCAAGGGGUUACCCAAGUCCUCCACGAGGGCCUCCUAGGAUGGUUGGUCCACCCGGUGAUCGAGCCCCCCCAAGAGAGAUGUCCAGGUACAGAUCACCACCUCAAGGCUGGGGUGCAGGUGAUCCUAGGGGAUAUGCAGCUCGAUCCCCUCCAGAACGCCCAGUACGGUUCACAGAUCCAUCACCUAAGGAAAGAAUGGGCUUCCGUGGUGAGCGUGACCUGAGGGACCGUGCAAAGUUUGAGUGGUCUGCCACUGAUGACUACGGUCGGAGGGAGCGCCCGCAUGAUGGUUAUCUUGACAGAAGUCGGCGUCGCUCGGGGUCUCGGGCUAACUGGGGGAAUGAUCUGCAUGACAGAAGCCGCACCCCUCCACGGAACAGGCUGAUGAAGGGUUCCUUCACUGGCAGGGGUCGACCAGAAGACUAUGCUGGUGAUCCAUAUGCAAGCCAAGGGAGACCCAACCAGGCUGGCCGGGGGCGUGGGCAUGGUUACAGACCAGGAGGUGGUCCAUACCCCAGUGAGAGUAGAGGUGACCGGCGCCCUGCUCCGUGUGGUAGGAAUGAAGACAACUACUAGAUCAUGACAAAGCAGUUAGGCGAUGCAUUUGGGCUUAGUUGGUCGGAGAGGAAAACCUAGUCAAGCUGGUUGAGAAUGUCUGCAGCCUGUAAUAUUAAAGAUUUCGUGCUUUGUCUUGAACUGUGGUAACUUGGUUGCUUGAUGCUGUGAGGUUACAAUUGACUUCUGUUACUAGACGCAUGAUGUUUCAGUGCUCAACAAUUGAAGGCGAGUUCAGAAAUGAACAAGCGCACGAUUCUGUUGGAUGAUCAUGGGAGCUACUUCCUACUUGGGCUGUUUAUUGAUGGCAAUUGAUUAUUUGAUUCUCCUUAGCUGGGUUGGCACCUCUCUUGGAAGCAAGGUUGAUGAACACGAUUGCAUCUUGGUAGUCUGCUGUUGCUAGCUUGGUCAGUUUACUCAUGAGGGCUGGAUUGUUAACCGAAUGAUCAGAGAUGCAGAAGCAUAUGAGGUUAAUGCUACUUGUGCCUGUGCAUCUGACAAAUCUUGCCAGAUGCAUAUAAACGGAAGAUUCCUUCUGGUAGUAGCUAAGCAUUCCCCCUCUUUUGACAAUGAAGCACGCUUCAGCUGCGUUCUGAUAAUUAGCAUUGCUGCUCCACAUGGUGCAUGUUCUUGGCCAUGAGUGAACUAACUUUUCCGAUACGAAGUGGUCCAUCUAAUUCAAAUUUACGUCGUUAAGGAUGUCCACAUGUCUUGAGAUUUUGAUCAAUAAUUUAUGUAAGAAAUACGAUGCUUCCGAUGAUAAUACAUUGAAAGUAAUUUUUAGGGUGACUA
Messenger RNA from Panicum virgatum (switchgrass), 2360 nucleotides. RefSeq names its product proline-rich protein 2-like. Gene Ontology annotation, molecular function: transcription coregulator activity; RNA binding. The coding region runs from base 135 to 1589 and encodes 484 amino acids. Gene Ontology annotation, cellular component: nucleus. The record is from RefSeq and is a predicted model, not a curated record. The transcript has 3 exons. Gene Ontology annotation, biological process: regulation of DNA-templated transcription. Lineage: Eukaryota; Viridiplantae; Streptophyta; Magnoliopsida; Poales; Poaceae.